AUGCUUCCGACGUUCAGUACAUGCCGGCCGUUGGCAACUUACCUGCUCUAUGUCUUGCUCCUUUUCUUCGCCGGCACAGUCACGUCAUUGACAGAUCCAGAAUCGAAAGCGCCCCACCAAACCCCCCAAAUCAUUACAGGGUUCUACGGGACCGUGCCGAAGAUAGCGAUACAUGAUGGUCAGGGCAAAGUUUCCUGGACCUGGGACGUGAACACGGGGCUAGGCCUCCUCCCAGCUAGCCUCCAGCGCUGCGUCCAGGGCGGCCAGUCUGCGACUGAAGUCAAGUUUGCUCAUCAGGGGGAGAAGAUUGUGGCAAUCAUGGGCGGUGCUGCUGUUUUGAUCAACCACGCGCCGGGAAAGCAUGACGAUAAAGCGGUUCAGUUUGCUGUCUGUCUCGAGGGCGAAUUGGGAAACGCGCACACUCUCGAGUUGCUACCAGGAAACCUCUUGGCAGUGGCUACUACUGGCCAAGGACCCGACGCCGGGGUUUGGGUGUAUGAUGCAAGCAAGAUGGCUGCUAGUCCGGCCCCCGUCCAGAAGCUGCCGGGUGUGAGGGCUAUUCAUGGGAUGGUCUGGGAACAGCAGAGCCAGACGCUAUGGGCAGCGGGCAACACGGACGCAGCGGAUGGAAGCGGCGGCACUUCGUACGGCGUCAUCCAAGGGUACAAGUUGAACGAGUUUCCCCGGCUUGGCAAAUCUACCACCUACACUAUGUCGGUUGCCAAACAGCUAGGCUCCGAAUGGGACGGAAGCUUUGCCAAGUGGUGGAAUGGUCCGCACGAUCUUGUCCGCGUCCCGUCGGAGCGCCUACUCCUCUUCCCGAUGGACCGCGGCAUGCACGCCAUCAAUCUUUCGACUGGGGAGUUUAACCAUUCCGGGGAGCAGUUGGUGAAGGACCACUUGAAGGGCUUUCAGGCACUGGGCAACCGGAUGGGAUAUGACGGGGAAGUCUUGUCUCGGUCUGACAUAAAAAGCGUCAGUUUGCUUCCAGAGGGCGGUGCGCUCUAUGUCCAGGCCCCAUGGAGGUCGUUGAGCGUGAUCGCGAGGCAAGUCAACCUGUUAAGCCCAACGGGGGUAUAUUCGACUCUCUUUAAUGGCGAGGCACUUUAUCGGUCACGCUGGUUUGCCGAGAUUCCCGGAUGGCCCACGGCUGCCGAGACUGGUCGCAAAUAG
Molecule: messenger RNA, 1173 nt
Organism: Hirsutella rhossiliensis
Lineage: Eukaryota; Fungi; Ascomycota; Sordariomycetes; Hypocreales; Ophiocordycipitaceae
Exons: 1
Coding region: 1-1173 (390 amino acids)
Source: RefSeq, a predicted model, not a curated record